AUGAUAGCAGCAACUGGUGAACACAAGAAACAAUACGUGCUUGUACCAGGUGGUGUUGGUUUUAUUGGUAGUCAUUGUGUUAUUGAAUUGGUUACAGCUGGUUAUACACCAAUUGUAGUAGAUAAUGACUGUAAUUCAUCAGCAGGUUUAGUUGGAGAAAAUCCUAUAGGUAAACCAAAUAAUCUUAUGCCAUUUACUGCACAAAUAGCUGUUGGUCGUUUACCAUAUGUGAAUAUUUUUGGUACGGAUUAUGAUACUCCAAAUAGUACAGGUGUUCGAGAUUAUAUACAUGUUGUUGAUGUGGCUAUUGGUCAUAUUGUAGCAAUGAAACAAUUUGAAAAAAAUUGUGGUUUAAAAAUUUAUAAUCUUGGUACUGGCAAAACAAUAUCUUAUAGAGAAUGUGCUCGACGUUCAGGUGAUCUUGCAACUGUUUAUGCUGAUGCAACAUUAGCAUGUCAAGAACUUGGAUGGACAGCCUAA
This is a messenger RNA of Rotaria sp. Silwood1, 480 nucleotides long. The record is from the annotation of a GenBank genome assembly. NCBI's taxonomy places the organism in Eukaryota, Metazoa, Rotifera, Eurotatoria, Philodinida, Philodinidae.